UGGCAGAAGUCGAGGAAGCCCUGAAGAUGGACCCUGAGACGUUUAAGAUGAAAUAUGGCAUGGACAAGCCACGGAUGGAUGACGAGAACUUGAUCUUCUACUGCCAGAGGGGCAGGAGAGCGGCUCAGGCCACAAAGAUCGCCAUAACCCUCGGCUACGCCAAGGCCCGUAACUACGAAGGCAGCUACAAGGAAUGGUCUGAGAAGGAAGGGAAGUGAAGUGGGAAUGACUCCGCGAGGGCUGGUGUCUGUCCCUCCACGCCCAGCAGCUGGCUUUACCCUGAGGAUUCUUCCUUCGCUUCCUUGCUGCAACAUCGUCCUAUUGCUGCUGCCGCCCGGUGCUGGGAUGGGAACGCUCUGGGCCCUGGUGGGCUCUUGGCUAACGCCCCUGUCUGAGAAGCUGCCACUCUGCUUUCUGCCUCACCUUCCAGCCCAGUGUCUCACCUGCUCCAAAUGUAGUCACUCCUCCUGCCCCCGAUAGCAGCUGGGGGAUUCAGGCACUUUAUUGGGGGGGAAAUAUCUGCACCCCCACAUUCACUCCAUCUCCCCCACCUCCCCUGGGAAUCUGGGACCCCCACCCAUACCUUCCCAUGGGGUAAGUCCUCCGCUCUUAAGGAGGUAGAUUGAGGUGGGGUAGGAAAAUGACCAUCAAUUCUCCAGCUGAAUCUGCCACUUCCAGCUGUAGCCCGCUAUUUCUAUAACAUGCUGGGUGCCCCUCAGCCACCUCUGCACGGGGGAUUUUCUCUGCAGCCACCCCUGGAAAAGAGAGCUCUCUAGCAUUUCCUCCGAUGUAGUACAUGGCUCUGAUAAGGGAUGGGACGUCUGUGAUGGCAGCAAGGCAAUAGUGGAAUUUGCUCAGGGUCAGCCAGGUUUCAUAUUAUACUAAACAAGCCUUUGUACAGAUCUGUGUUUCUCAGCCUCUUCACAUGGGUGAGCCCUUAUUCACAUUAAAAAAAUUG
Molecule: messenger RNA, 958 nt
Organism: Terrapene triunguis (Three-toed box turtle)
Lineage: Eukaryota; Metazoa; Chordata; Testudines; Emydidae
Product: thiosulfate:glutathione sulfurtransferase-like
Exons: 2
Cellular component (GO): cytoplasm
Molecular function (GO): thiosulfate-thiol sulfurtransferase activity
Source: RefSeq, a predicted model, not a curated record